Molecule: messenger RNA, 1125 nt
Organism: Colletotrichum fioriniae
Lineage: Eukaryota; Fungi; Ascomycota; Sordariomycetes; Glomerellales; Glomerellaceae
Biological process (GO): peptidyl-histidine methylation, to form tele-methylhistidine
Molecular function (GO): protein-L-histidine N-tele-methyltransferase activity
Source: RefSeq, a predicted model, not a curated record
AUGGCAUCAUUCUCCUUCGGAUUCGGCGGCGAUGACAUAGAGGACAACUCCGUCCCCGUCCCGGCCACCGAGGCCUCCGCGCCCGCCCCGGAGCCCGAGACCCCGCAGUCCGCUGCAGCAGCCAGCGCCUUUCCGGUCCCUGGCAAACCCCAGCUGCCGCCCACCGCCCACGACCUGCAGGACAUGCUCUCCAAGCUGCCCUCAAAGGUCGCUUUCGGCACCCUGGACGUCACCCUGGACGACGGUAGCCUCAUCAAGAUCCCCCGUCGUGAGCUCUGGGACGUGCGAGUGCAGCUCAUGGCCGAGGACGAGGCCGCCGGGGAUGGUGCUGAUGCCGAAGGACUCGGCAGCCACGAUGUCAAGACGGGUGUCUACGAGGGCGGUUUUAAGAGCUGGGAGAGCAGCGUGGACCUCGUCAAGGUUCUCGCCAGUGGCCAAUACUUGGACCUGCUCAAGCAACGGCCUCUCCGAGUGAUCGAGCUUGGAUGCGGCACAGCGCUCCCUUCGCUGGCUCUUUUGCAAUGGACCAUGAGGAACCCAGCGCCGAGAUCGCCACUUUUGCUGACCCUGGCCGACUACAACCCGACAGUCUUGCAGUUGGUCACGUUGCCAAACUUUAUCCUCGCCUGGGCUCUGGAACGCAGAGACCAGAACCCCGCCCUGGAGGAGGCCUUCGCGAUGGGAGACGAGCUCGAACUCACACCCGAGGUCUUGCAGCAAUUCAAGGAGUUCCUGACGUCUUCCCAAAUCUCUCUCAAUUUCAUUUCUGGUGGUUGGUCAGUGGAGCUUAUUGAUCUCCUAUAUGAGACUCAGUUCAAGCUGGACGGGUCCAGCAGUUUCGAUACCCUUCUUAUUGGAGCGGAAACCAUCUACUCGCCCUUCGCACUGGACGCUUUUAACGAGAUGGUCCUUGCCAUUCUCAACAGAGAACAGAGCCAACGUAGCAACUGCCAGUCGCAGGCGCUGGUUGGAGCGAAACGGCUUUACUUUGGCGUUGGAGGUUCACUCGAUGAUUUCGUGGACAAGGCUAGGGGAAGAGGAGCAACGGUGACUCAAGUCAGGGAGGAGGCCGAGGGUGUUCGGCGAGGUGUCGUUCGAUGCACUCUGGGCUCGCCUCCUGAAUAG